This is a messenger RNA of Closterium sp. Naga37s-1, 2475 nucleotides long. The record is from the annotation of a GenBank genome assembly. Lineage: Eukaryota; Viridiplantae; Streptophyta; Zygnematophyceae; Desmidiales; Closteriaceae.
AUGCUCCCGUCCAAACCUCACACUCCGCCCUCCCUGCCCACUGUCUGCUGCCCUCCUGCCUCCUUUCCCCAUUUUCUCCCCUCCGCGGUGGCGGCACUGGCAGAGUGGCAGCAGCAGUGGGCGGGCGAUAGCACUGCUGCUGCACGGCUGGGCCACUCUUUUAAGACGCCUCUAAAAAGAAUGACCCCCCUUGUUGCUCCCCUCCCUUGUGCAGCGGCGGUGCUAGCAGAGUGGCAGAAUCAGUUGCCAUUUUUAUAUCUUACUGGGUGGGACAAAGGCGGGGAUUGCGGUGCAGUGUAUGGCGUGUUUUGUGACUCCUACGGCAAUAUGAUUCACAUGGACAUUGAAGACCAGCCUCUGGACGCCCCCUUACCAGACGCCAUCGGCAACCUCACAACCCUCAAAAUUCUCCGUCUCACCAAGACUAACCUCUCAGGCUCCAUCCCACUCUCCUUCUCUCGCCUAACGCAGUUGGAGCAGCUGGAUCUGAGCUACAACAGUAGAAUCACAGGGUCGAUUCCCCAGGCACUGUCAAGCCUCAAGAACCUUGCACUAAUAGAUUUGAGUUACAUUGGACUAACAGGACCUUUUCCAUCAUGGCUACCAGGUCUCAGCAAAAUGUUCAGCAUAACACUGCUGGGCAAUGGGCUCAGCGGGUCGAUCCCGGACUCAGUUGGCAGCAUGAAGAACCUCGAACGCUUCUGGGUAUGGCAGAAUCAAAUCAGUGGCGCCAUCCCUGAGUCCAUUGGAAAACUCAACCGUUUAAGUGAUUUGGAACUAUGCAGCAACAGGUUCACAGGCACCAUUCCCCAAAGCAUAGGCAGCAUGUAUAACAUCACAUCACUCAACUUGGCCAACAACCUCCUGACGGGCUCCAUUCCCACCACCCUCUCGCGCCUCUCCCAUCUUCAAGCCCUGAGCUUCAGAAACAACAAUAUGAGUGGAACCCUGCCCUCAUGGAUCACAGGAUUGACCUCUCUCAAGUACCUCCACUUGAGUUAUAACAACUUCUCCGGUACCCUUCCUGCUGGUCUUGGCAACCUUCUGCAACUCACCUCCCUCAAUGUGACCAACACGUCACUCGUAUGCCCUCCGGACGCCUCCCCCUGCGUGGUCCCUCAACCUUCCGGCACUGCCUUCUGUCAACAGUGCCCCACUUUCUGCUCCACCUGCUCUAGUGCUGCGGGUGGUGCUGCUGCAGCUCCCCCCCCUGCAGCAGCCAAUGCCAACACCACUGCCACAACCGAUCAAUCCGGCCUGUCAGCAGGUGCAAUCAUCGGCAUUGUGGUGGCAGCAGUCCUCCUGCUGCUACUCCUCAUCGCCGCAGCUUGGUGGAUCCUCACAACACGUGUGCGCGCGCGCCGCAACAACACCUCUCUUACAGCUGCAGCCACAUGCGUCCCAGUCAGCAGCUCAACAGCAUUCCAGCAGUUCCCUCUCGAGAUGGUCACCCGCGCCACCAACGACUGGGCCGAGGCCAACCUGCUGGGGUCGGGGGGUUAUGGUGAUGUGUACAAGGGCGUGUCGCCCCUCGAUGGCACCACGCUGUGGGCUGUCAAGCGCGCCAAAGUGAUCACCAACGACUUCCAGCGGGAGGUGACCCAGAUGUCCACGAAGCAUCAUCCCAACUUGGUGCGGCUGCUGGGGUUCGCAGUGGGAGGAGACGUGCUCACACGCGUGGAGAACGUUCUCAUCUACGAGUUCAUCGCCAACGGGGACCUGGAGCGCUGGAUGGGCCCAGAUGCGCCCACGCCUCUCACCCUGCAGCAGCGGCUGGACAUCCUAUUAGGAACGGCGCGCGGGCUGGAGUAUCUGCACAGCUUUGGCAUCAUACACCGCGACAUCAAGCCCGCCAACAUCCUCAUUAACAGCAACAUGCAGCCCAAGGUCGCCGACUUUGGGUUGGUGCGAGGAGGGGAUGGCACGAUGGCGUCGACGAGGGUGCUGGGCACGGUGGGCUAUGUGGACCCCGCUUACACCAGAACGCACAACACCACCACCGCCACGGACGUAUACAGCUUUGGUGUGCUGAUGCUGGUGGUGCUGUCAGGGCGAGGAGCCAUCGUUGUCACAGAGGCCAAGGAGGGCGAUGACCCCGCCCAUCAGCCUGACCCCACGACCAUUGUCCAAUGGGCGAGUGAGCUCCUAUCAGGAGGAAAAGCAUCGAGUCUCGGGGAUUCGCGCAUGGCAGCACCGGAGGACAUCGUCACACGCAUUGCCAAGCUCGCCAUCAGCUGCACCGCCAUGCCCACCGCCUCCCGCCCCUCCAUGUCCCAAGUAGCCCAAGACCUGGAAGCGCUGCAGGCCGAGGUGGGAGGGGGGGCCAAGAGUGCCUCAGGAGCAGCAAGAGUGGAUGAGAAGAUUGCAAGUGGUAAGCCUGAGAGGACCAUCGACGAGGAUCUGGAGCUGCUGAAUCAGCAGCUGUUGCAGGAGGAGGGUGAGGCUACAGCAGGGGAAAGACCACUUCAGAACUGA